AUGCUUCUCUUGGAUUAUCAGAACGUUUUAAUUCAGUCCCUCCUGACGGAGCGGUUUUCUGCUGGAGCACCCCCCGUUUCCAUUGACCAGGUGGUUUCCGACUUCGAUGGUGUGACAUUCCACCUUUCUACCCCCGAGUCCAAGACAAAGAUCCUCAUCUCGAUCAAUGUGAAAUGUUACAAAGAAUUGGUCCAGUACGGAGCUCAGGAGGUGUUGGAGAGAGAAUAUGGUCCUUACAUCGUGUCUCCCGAGGUGGGCUACGAUUUCUCGGUACAGGUCGACCUCGAAAACCUGCCCGCAGACGAGGAGGCCCGGAGUGAUUUGAUUAUGAAGCUUGCACUCCUGAAGCGGAACGCAAUGGCUGCUCCUUUUGAGAGAGCAUUCGACGAAUUUAACAAGCUCGCCGAGGAAGCUUCUCGGUAUACCUCCGAGUCAGCACCACAGGGCAUCAAGGAGGGCGGUGAAGUUAUGGCCAUCCAUUACCGGGAAGAGGAAGCCAUCUACAUCAAGGCCAACUGGGAUCGAGUCACAGUGAUCUUCAGCACCGUUUUCCGUGAGGAGACAGAUCGCAUUUUUGGCAAGGUCUUCCUGCAGGAAUUCGUUGACGCCCGACGACGUGUUUUGACGCUUCAGAAUGCUCCUCAGGUUCUUUUCCGUAACGAUCCUCCCCUUGAGCUGGCCGGUGUGCCUGGUCUGAGUGCCAGCGGCGGCGAAGUCAGCUAUGUCACCUUUGUUCUGUUCCCCCGACACUUGACUCCUCAACGUCGUUAUGAGAACAUCUCCCACAUUCAGACCUUCCGUGAUUACUUCCAUUACCACAUCAAAGCCUCCAAGGCCUACAUUCACACUCGAAUGAGAAAGAGGACAGCCGAUUUCCUUCAAGUACUCAACCGAGCUCGGCCGGAAAAUGAGGAACGUGAGCGCAAGACUGCUAGUGGUCGCACGUUCCGAGUCCAGGGUUAA
This is a messenger RNA of Penicillium paradoxum, 963 nucleotides long. RefSeq names its product actin-related protein 2/3 complex subunit 2. Lineage: Eukaryota; Fungi; Ascomycota; Eurotiomycetes; Eurotiales; Aspergillaceae. Gene Ontology annotation, biological process: actin filament polymerization; Arp2/3 complex-mediated actin nucleation. The transcript has 6 exons. Gene Ontology annotation, molecular function: actin filament binding; structural constituent of cytoskeleton. Gene Ontology annotation, cellular component: actin cytoskeleton; Arp2/3 protein complex. The record is from RefSeq and is a predicted model, not a curated record. The coding region runs from base 1 to 963 and encodes 320 amino acids.